ACCUUGCUGCAUGGCAAAAUUGAAACGUCAACGCCUUCCCGUUUCACGUUUGAAACUUCUCUACCUCUAACUUCCUUUAUCUUGCAUUCUCCUCACUGACAUCACAGUCCAUUUUCCUCUGUUUCUUUGGCAUACUUAUCAAUGGCGGCAAAGGCACCGGAACCUCCUACUGGAGACGCCAACGGCACUCAUUCCAUUGAUCCCAACUCUGGUUUUUGUAAAGAAACUAAAAUCUUUCACAGCCUGAGACCCUCCGCCCCUCUGCCACCACCAAAUCAACCUCUUUCCAUUGCCCAAUUGGUUUUCUCUCUUCUCCACUCUUCCGCCACCGACCUCACCACCGAUAUUUUCCUUGUUAACUCCGCUACAGGCUAUUCUCUAACCUAUGCCCAAUUCAUCAGCCAGGUUCGCUCUCUCUCCCUCGCUCUUAGUGCUCACUACUCUCUAUCUACCAACGACGUCGCUUUUAUCCUCUGUCCUACUUCUGUUCACCUCCCAAUUCUCUACUUCUCUCUUAUUUCUCUCGGUGUCAUUAUCUCUCCCGCUAAUCCACUCAGUUCCAAGUCUGAGGUAACUCAUCAACUCCAACUCUGUAAGCCCAAAAUCGCAUUCGCCACAUCCCAGACAGCUCACAAGCUCCCUUCUCUACCUCUAGGCACCAUUCUCAUCGACUCGCCUGCGUUCCUCGCGCUGUUGACCCGAUCCAAAGUCACAACCCAUGACCGACUCAACCCUGUUGUGGUGAAACAGUCUGACACCGCAGCAAUUCUCUACUCCUCAGGAACAACAGGGAGGGUAAAAGGCGUAGCUUUGACUCACCGGAACCUGAUCGCCUUAAUCUCAGGGUUCUAUCAGAAUAACAAGGUAGACCCGAAUGAACCGGGACCUCACCCAGUAUCACUUUUUACGCUGCCAAUGUUUCACGUUUAUGGAUUUAUUAUGUUGAUAAGUGCUGUUGCGGUGGGGUUCACGGUGGUCUUGAUGGAAAGGUUUGAUUUUGAAGGGAUGUUGAGAUCCGUGGAGAAGUACAAAGUCAAUUACAUGCCAGUUUCGCCGCCGCUGAUUGUGGCGUUUGUGAAAUCAGAAUUGACCCAAAAGUAUGAUUUGAGCUCGUUGAUGAUUCUGGGAUGCGGCGGCGCACCUCUGGGGAAGGAUGUCGCUUAUAGAUUCAAGGAAAAAUUCCCAAAUGUGGAAAUUGUCCAGGGAUAUGGGUUGACUGAGACUGGAGGUGGAGCGACAAGGAUGUCGGAUCCUGAAGAGUGCAAGAUACUUGGUUCUGUUGGUCUCCUGACCGAAAAUAUGGAAGCUAAGAUUGUUGAUCCUGUAACAGGAGAGGCCUUGUCUCCUGACCAGAGAGGGGAGCUGUGGUUGCGAGGGCCAACUGUCAUGAAAGGUUACGUAGGAGAUGAUAAGGCAACUGCUGAAACCUUGGAUUCAGAGGGUUGGUUAAGGACUGGGGAUCUGUGUUAUUUUGACUCUAAGGGUUUCCUCUAUAUUGUUGAUAGGUUGAAGGAACUGAUCAAAUACAAGGCAUAUCAGGUGCCCCCAGCUGAAUUGGAACAGCUACUUCAAUCCCAUCCUGAAAUUGCUGAUGCUGCUGUAGUUCCGUAUCCUGAUGAAGAGGCAGGGCAAAUUCCCAUGGCCUGCGUAGUGAGGAGACCGGGAAGCAAUAUCACGGAGGCUCAAAUUAUGGAUUUCAUCGCUGAACAGGUUGCACCGUACAAAAAGAUAAGGCGAGUAGCUUUUAUCAAUUCUAUCCCAAAAUCUCCAGCAGGGAAGAUCCUGAGGCGGGAGCUGGCCAAUCAUGCUCUCGCAGGUGCUUCAUCCAAAUUAUGAUCCAUUUGCUUCAAACAAUGUAAGGAAUGGACCUUGCAGAGAGAUUCAUGUCAAAGUUUUCACCAUUUAAACAUGACAACCUAAAUAAUUUUCAUCGGCUAGGAAUUGAUUGCAGUACAACCUGUUAGCUGUUGUCGGCUCUCAUGUUUCAAUACUGAACCUGAUUCACCCCAACUGGAGUACCACACCUGUAGCGUAUAGUUAUUGUUGAAGUACUAGCAUUUUGACUACAACAACUAAUUUGAAUUUCAAAUUAGAUAUGUUUAUUAUUUUUUCAAUAACAUAGCUGGAAUUCUAGAUUUCCAGCAUUAGAAUCUCAACUUUAUUUUUUUGUUAUUUGAUUCCUUGAUUUUAGAAGAAUUUGUUAUUUCAUUUUGUAUAAAACCUCAGUUACAGUGAAAAGUAAUAUAUGGUCUUCCACUCA
Manihot esculenta (cassava) is the source of this 2260-nucleotide messenger RNA. Its product is annotated as 4-coumarate--CoA ligase-like 9. The transcript has 6 exons. Gene Ontology annotation, molecular function: CoA-ligase activity. Bases 142 to 1836 code for a protein of 564 amino acids. The record is from RefSeq and is a predicted model, not a curated record. NCBI's taxonomy places the organism in Eukaryota, Viridiplantae, Streptophyta, Magnoliopsida, Malpighiales, Euphorbiaceae.